AUGGCCUCUUCAAAGGAAAUGCAGCAGACCACAAGGCCAUUGACCCAACACCGUCCCUCCCUCUCGACUGCCCCCUCUUCCGGACUUACCACACGACAAUCCCACUCGCGGACCAACUCCCACUCCAUUCUCGGCGGCGCUCUCAAUGCCAACCACCGCGUCACACGCCGCAAGUCCAUGACCAACACGGCCGCGAACGCAGCCGCCAUGGCCGCCGCAAUCAAGGAAAUCGGCGGCGACAAUGUCACGCCUAUAGCCGUCAGCUCUCGCCGUAACACGGCGUCAAAGAGCGCUGCCGCCCGCGCUGCAAUCGUUGGAAGCCUGCCUUCCCCUCCGGCGAGUCUGCCGACGCAGAAGUUCCAUUUGGACGGGAAGACGGACAUCCACGAGAGCGCCAUUGAAGACGAUCCGAACAACGGGUCGGCGGACGAAGGCGAGAACAAUGCUCAGAAGGCUCGCAUCCGUCGCGCUAGCGACGGACAGCCCCUCAUCAAGGAGGGCAGCCGGAAGUUCAACCGCGUUGAGCUCAAGUGCGAGACGUGCGGAAAGGGUUACAAGCACAGCAGUUGCCUGACCAAGCAUUUGUGGGAACACACUCCCGAGUGGUCAUUGACGUCCAAGCUGCUUAUCUCCAAGCACCAACAAGUCCAGCUCUUGGAAGCUGCCUCGGUCCUGUUGACAAUGAACCAUGGCAAGGAGGAUGCGGACGUGACCACGCCCCCGGAUUCUGCCAAGGACUUCCCCAGUGACCAAGAAGAGUCGGCCUCUCCUGCCGCCUCUGGAUACUCGGACGAGAGACACAGCUCUGCCGACACCACCCCGCCGCCCCAAUUGGAAGGUUUCGCGUCGUCGGAUCGUGCGUUCUCGAAGCGGUUCGGGUCUGGAAGCGGAUUCGGUCGUUCAUAUCAAUCGGCGGUGUCCACCAAUCCUCUUGUGACAGGCAGCAUGCCUCACAGAUCUGGAUUCUCAUCACACUUUCGUCAGACGAGCCAAGACCAACGGCCACCGUCGUCCGGGAGGAAUGCCACCGGGCAAGAAGAUCGUGAUCUGGCGGCGGCAGUCGAGCUUCUCAGCUGCAGCUUCAAUAGCAACAGCGGCCGGACCGUACAACUCCCAGCCGACGCCCCUCCCGUGCCUCCGCUACCUGCGCAGUAUCUCGACCAGGCGGCAUCUUUCUCGAGCGCAGCAGGGUUCAGCGCCGGCUUCAGCGCCGGUUUCCUCAACAGCUUCCCCAGCAGACAGCCAGAGAGCUUCACACGUGGCGAGCUCCGCAACGCCGAUGUCAAGAUGGAAGACAGCGACAGCGUGAUGGACGACGACGACUUUGACCGUCGAUCGCGAUCUCGGAGCGACGAAGACGACGACGGCGUCUUCGGACGGAUGGAAGAGUAG
Molecule: messenger RNA, 1392 nt
Organism: Colletotrichum higginsianum IMI 349063
Lineage: Eukaryota; Fungi; Ascomycota; Sordariomycetes; Glomerellales; Glomerellaceae
Product: Tat pathway signal sequence
Exons: 3
Coding region: 1-1392 (463 amino acids)
Source: RefSeq, a predicted model, not a curated record